Messenger RNA from Rhizoctonia solani, 591 nucleotides. RefSeq lists its product as uncharacterized. Bases 1 to 591 code for a protein of 196 amino acids. The record is from RefSeq and is a predicted model, not a curated record. Lineage: Eukaryota; Fungi; Basidiomycota; Agaricomycetes; Cantharellales; Ceratobasidiaceae. The transcript has 4 exons.
AUGACAUUCAAUCGUGCUCCCUCUCAACAUAGUCAAGUCUUCCACUCGACUCCGCAAGCACACAUCUUCAUCGAGUACAAGGAGUUUGCAUCUGUCCCUAACCAUCCUGCCUUUACCGAUAUCCCCAAGCCAUGGCAAACAUCCAUGCGCUCUGGACUACUCUCAGAUAUCCGCAAGGGCGUCAAGGAACUCGCACAACACCUGGAUUCCGACUGGCCAGAAUGGGCAGCCACUCGCACCAAUGCGUUUGGAACCAUCAUCAGCGACCUAUUCGCUCAUUUCUUAUCCUGGCUGAAUUCGCUUCCUGCCCACGCCAGAUCCGGCAACGUCGGAUCCGCAUUUGAGCAACACCUGUUUGCGGAAGCCGAGGCCCGUCAUACGCUCGAGUUUUGGUGCGACUCGGGGGUCCCCCCACCCAGUUGGUUCCAUCUGUCGCAAAAGGGCGAAAAGUGGAUUAUGAAUCCCGGUCAGCCGGUGAUUCCCAAGGCAAAGGGACGACCGAGUUGGAGGUAUUACCAUGAAAUGAUGAAGUCGGAUGGCCUGGACUGUGGUAGAGGCCUUGCCCGAGGGUGGAGGCUGAUAGAGAUAUAG